This is a messenger RNA of Gadus morhua (Atlantic cod), 3115 nucleotides long. It is a transcript of the gene txndc11, whose product is annotated as thioredoxin domain containing 11. The record is from RefSeq and is a predicted model, not a curated record. The coding region runs from base 193 to 2907 and encodes 904 amino acids. The transcript has 13 exons. Lineage: Eukaryota; Metazoa; Chordata; Actinopteri; Gadiformes; Gadidae.
GUUAUAAGUAUACGUGGGUAAGAAAGGUUGGUCUAUCCGUGUUCGGAAGCCUAUUCCAUUAACAGCAGCAAUGUCCAAUCCAGGGUAACAGGAUAAUAUGUCGCUCAGUGGCCCUCCCCAACCCUUCAGAAUAAUGGACUUGUUCCGCACCACCUGGCGCGUAUAAAUGGGAGGCAGAGCCAAAAACCUGUAAUGCUGCGCCGGUUGUGGCAGUCUCUUCGGCAGGUGCUGUUUCUGAUGGCCCGGAGACCUGAUCUUGUCUGUGGGGCUGUCCUGCUCAGUGUCCUUCUCAUACUGGCUGUCAAGUUCACAUGCAGCCGUGCUAAAAAUGUCGUGGCUGCAGCCCGGCCGCCAGUGCGGUUCUUCUCCGCUGAAGCACCGGUGGUGGACCUCUACUUGGGCCAGUUGGACCAGGUAGAGCGACUGAGGAGUGUGGCCGAGGUGUCUCUCAUCUUCUUCUAUGCACCGUGGUGUGCACACUCCAUGGCCGCCCGGCACGAAGUCCAGACGGUGGCCAAAAAGUUGGCCAAACAGGUAGAGCAUGGACAUGUGCAGUUUGUGGCUGUCAACUGCUGGUGGAGCCAGGGAAAAUGCCGGAAACAGAAUCGUUUAUUUCAGUACCCAGUCAUCCAUCUGUUCUACAAAAGAUUUGGGCCUAUCGACUACAGAGGGCCCUUUAUUGCUGCCUAUGUGGAGAGCUUUGUGCUCCGAGUGCUCACACCGCUAACCUACCUACCCUCAAGGGCCACGCUGAAAGACUUUCUCUCCUACCACGAGCCAGGGGUAGUUGGAUUCUUCCAGUUCAACUCCUCUCCUCAACCCCCAGGGUACCUCACCUACCUGUCAUCUGCCCUGCAGGCCCUCAAGAGGGAUUUCCGUGGUGGCACACGUUUUGGGGUGGUGACCAACAGACAGGUAGCGGAGGCCAUCUCCAUCCAAGAGGAUCAGACUGUAUACCUCCAUCGGCGAUUCAACUCUUCCUUGAUUUUCCCCCGUCGGGAGCAGAACUUCACGUCGGAGGGCAUCUGUAGCUGGGUGUUUCAGCACCAGGAGAGGGUCCUCCGCUGGCUGCAGCCCCCGGGCACCAAGUCCACCCUCCUGGAGCAGGAGCUGACCAAAGGCCCCGCGCUACUGCUCUUCAUGCCCCACAAUCCCCUCAGCGCAGAGGCCCAUCCCCAUCUGAAGCAGGUGGCGGACAUCGCUCUGCGCUACCACAGCUGCGACCGAAGCGAGCGCCGGCGCUGGCCCGACGCCGGGGUCCCGGCGGGCUGCCAGUCGGUGGUGGUGCAGCCGGGGUCGAGCCGCGCCGACGGCAGCACCACCGUGUGCGAGCUGUGCCUCAACACGUCACGGCCCGGCGCCCGGACCUCCGCCGCCACGCCCUGCUCGUGCCUCUCCAGGGCCCGGGGAGGGGGAGGAGCCCUGCUGCUCCUCCACCGGUCGGACGGGGUCGCCGCGACCGUUCCCGCCGUGGCCGCGGGGACGUCGCCCGCCACCUGUAGCAACUUCCGCUGCGGCUACGACCCGUUCAGCCUGUACAGCGCCUGCUGCCGGAGGAGGCAGCUGGAGCCCCACGGCGCCCCGCCUCCGGCGACCGACGCAAGUUCCGAGGAUCACGGUGCGGACUUCGUCCCUCCCCCUUCGUCUCCCUCCUCCUCCUCCUCUUCUUCUUCUUCUUCCUCCUCCUCCAUCCCUCCAUCCUUCGACGAGGCGGUGAACAUCACAGGGCUCCGCUGCCGCACCAACAAGACGCUGAACUUCUAUGUGCUGGACGUGGCCUUGACCUGGCCCCUGGCCGCGAGGCUGGGAGCGCCCGGCAACGCCAGCGGCUCCCGGCCCGAGGCGGCCCUGGGACAGGGGGGGGGCCGAGACUGGUCGUUUGCCACCAUCGUCGACCUGAAGGACGAGGUCCACUACGUCCUGGACCACAGCCCGGCGCACAGCCUGGCCGAGGCCCUGGAGGCCUUCAUCAGGAACUUCAGCGCCCCUUACAGCCCCCUGCAGAGGCAUCUGGUGGGAGAGACGGGGCCCGGCGGGGCGGGCCCCACAGCGGGGUCCGGGCGUCCGUCCCAGGAGAAGCCCCAGAAGCGGCCCCUCAUCGUGGAGCUCACCACCGCCUCCUUCGGCCCCUCCAUCAUGGAGGCCGACAAGGACGUGCUGGUGUUUUAUUACACCCAGUGGUGUGGUUUUUGCACUGCUCUCAACCACGUCCUCAUCCAGCUGGCCCGGUUGUUCCAGGGAAACGGCACCAUGACCAUCGCGAGAGUCAACGUCGCGCGCAAUGACCUCUCCUGGGAGUUCAUGGUGGACCAUGUUCCGGCCAUCCUGCUUUUUCCCAGACACAGGAAACACCAGAGCGUCAAGUUCCCCAGCGACGAGCUCAUCACCCUGCCCAACCUCCUGCGCUUCCUCCUGAAGCACACGGGCCCCGCCCACCGCCCGGGGGGUCCAUCGGGAAAGAGCCCCACCGCUGAGGGGGCCCCGGGACCCGGCCCCGGCCCCGGCCCCGCCCCGGGACCCAGCGUCCUCCACGCCGAGCUCCACCUGCUCCAGGACGAGCUGCGGGCGCUGCACCUGGCCCGCAAGCGGCUGGCGCUGCAGCUGGCGCGGCUGUGGCAGGACCACCAGCCGCUGGUCCUGGAGGCGCGCGGCGUGGAGCUCCACCGGGAGCGGCUGAAGGAGCAGCACCGCCAGAAGAGCCGGCAGCUGGGCACGGCGGUGCGGCGGCUGCAGGAGCUGGCGGACGCCUGGGAGGGCCACCUGGGCCACGACGGCCCCCUGCUGCGUGCACUGCUGGAGGCGCUGCGGGAGAGGGCGGAGCGGGAGGAGGAGCAGGAGGUGGAGGAGGAGGAGGAGGAGCGGGGCGAGAUGGGGGGGGCGGAGAAGGAGGGGGUUCAUGACCAGUAGGGAUGGCGUUGGGGGGUGGGGGGGGACGGGGACGACAGGGAAGAUGGGGGGUCUCCACGACGUGAAGGCCUGGAGCUGAGGAGGUAUAGGAAGAUUAAGAAAAAAGAAAAACAUGUUUUUUUUGGUUGUUUUUUUUAAUGAAGGGUCGGUCUUGUGCGAAGUGGAACUAUACAGCUGCUACCAGACGACGGAAAUGAGCAGAGACCGC